Molecule: messenger RNA, 779 nt
Organism: Myripristis murdjan (pinecone soldierfish)
Lineage: Eukaryota; Metazoa; Chordata; Actinopteri; Holocentriformes; Holocentridae
Product: DNA-binding protein inhibitor ID-2-like
Exons: 3
Coding region: 226-618 (130 amino acids)
Biological process (GO): cell differentiation; circadian regulation of gene expression; negative regulation of transcription by RNA polymerase II
Cellular component (GO): nucleus; cytoplasm
Molecular function (GO): transcription regulator activity; protein dimerization activity
Source: RefSeq, a predicted model, not a curated record
UCACUCCGCCGUCACACCUCUGCCUCCUCUGCCUCCCGCUCCGCGUCCUGCCCGCGCUCAUCUCGGGAUUAAUCUCGGGAUUAUUCCGGGUGUGGGAAGCGCGUGCAGAGAGCCGCCCGGGGCAGGCAGGGGGUUCCGGGGGUCUUCAGGGGUAUCUGAGGGGGUUUGGGACGGGGCGGGUUCUCUGAUGCACACGCCGCCCCAGCGCAGCGUCCGUCAGGCGACAUGAAAGCCGUGAGCCCGGUGCGGCCCGCGGGGCGGCGCGGCGGCGCGUCCCGGAGCAAGAGCCCGGCGGAGGGGCCGCGCAGCGCGCCCCCGCCGCUGCUGCAGGACAUGAACCGCUGCUACCGGCUGCUGCGCAGGCUCGUGCCCAGCCUGCCGCCCGGCCGCGCCGCGAGCCGCGUGGAGAUCCUGCAGCACGUGAUCGACUACAUCCUGGACCUGCAGACCGCCCUGGACUCCGGAGCGGCCGCCGCCGGGAUCCCGCGGGACCGCUUCCACCACCUGGACCCGCAGAGCCCCGCGACCCUCAGCUCUGACGUCAGCAUCCUCACCUUCCAGGCGGGUGACUUCCCCAGAGACUCGGAGGUGGAGGAGAGCUGGACGCUGCUGCGCUGACACGGGCUCUGAGGCAGGACGCGGCGCCGCCCGGUCAGCUGACGCCCGGCCGGCCAAUCAGCUGCUUCAUGCCAGAGCCUCUGACGCCUGAAAUGAAAAAAACAUUAAACAAAUUUUGUCAGUUUUCUGCUCCGGCCUGCAGACGAGCUCGUUCUGACAGC